AUGCCUAGUUUAAAGGACUUAUUGUGCUUUUUUUUUGUUCUCUUUCCUGAAGCAAUGGCUUCCAAAGAUGAGCUUCACGAAAACGAGGUAGUCAAAAAACCCUCAAAAGUUGUCAGAGGAAAAAAAACCAAUCUAAUGGGCGAUUGUUCUAUGGUCUGGCCACGUGUUGUACGUAUUUACAUAACGGACAAUGACGCCACAGAUUCAUCUAGUGAUGAGGAGGAAAAUCAUCAAGGAGAGAAGUUCAAACGACAAAAAAGGAUUUGCAAAGAAAUUAUUAUAAAAAAUGGAAAGACCAAGGUCACUUCAAAGAUGGUAUCCUCCAAAGAUAAAAUUGAUACAAAACCGCACCAAGACAAUGUAAAGAAGUACAGGGGAGUUAGACAACGAAAAUGGGGAAGCUGGGUUGCAGAAAUUCGAGAUAUAAGAAUGAAUAAACGACAUUGGUUGGGAAGUUUUCCCACUGCGGAUGAAGCUGCUUUGGCUUAUGACAAGGCAGCCAUUGAAAUAAAAGGUCCAAAUGCUUUGACAAACAUUCUUAAGCUGCCACCGAGGGAAAGCGACCCUAUCCACCAUUAA
This is a messenger RNA of Solanum pennellii, 579 nucleotides long. RefSeq names its product ethylene-responsive transcription factor ERF069-like. The record is from RefSeq and is a predicted model, not a curated record. Gene Ontology annotation, molecular function: DNA binding; DNA-binding transcription factor activity. Gene Ontology annotation, biological process: regulation of DNA-templated transcription. NCBI's taxonomy places the organism in Eukaryota, Viridiplantae, Streptophyta, Magnoliopsida, Solanales, Solanaceae.